This is a messenger RNA of Solea solea (common sole), 1069 nucleotides long. RefSeq names its product DNA damage-inducible transcript 4-like protein-like. The coding region runs from base 91 to 720 and encodes 209 amino acids. The transcript is spliced from 2 exons. The record is from RefSeq and is a predicted model, not a curated record. Gene Ontology annotation, biological process: negative regulation of signal transduction. Gene Ontology annotation, cellular component: cytoplasm. NCBI's taxonomy places the organism in Eukaryota, Metazoa, Chordata, Actinopteri, Pleuronectiformes, Soleidae.
GUGUUCUCAGACUUCACUAACCUCAUACAUGGAGAAAACGCAGAACAAACGAUUGGAGGAGACACCGGAGCCGUGCAAUCAAGAAUUAGGAUGGUCUAUACCCCGGCUCUGCUCUUUGGACACUCUACGUCCGUCCUGACGGAGGAGGAAAGCGUCGUUGACAUGAUAGGAAAGUACCUGCUCCAGUUCACAUCGCCGGGCUCACAAAGCAGCUCUGCCCGGCGGGGGAGCGUCGACAGCUGCGACGAGAGGGAGAACAGCUCGUCAUUUUUCAACCUGGAUGCUGGUUUGGAGUUUGAAGAGCGGUUACUUCAGCAGGAUGUGACGCGGCAGAUGGAGCGCUGUCUGACAGAGGCCAAGGCGUCCUGCCUUCAGUGCCAGGUGCUGCUGCUGCCACGUCAGAUGACUGCCAGGGUCGGUCAGGACGUGGUGACGUCAUCAAUCGAUGAGCCUUGCGGGCUUCGCGGUGCAUCCAUCAAGGUGUACGUGGAGUGUAAAGAUGACCUCAAGUCUGUGGGGACCAUCCUCCCAGACGCGAGUGUCACUCCAACGUUUGAACUGUCUGUGAUCUUCAAGGCGGAGAAGAAUGACGGCUGGCCGUCACUCACACACAUCUUUGAAUCCAACAAAGUGAUGAAGCUGAGGCCAGAGUACCGGCUGGUGAAAAGGAAGCUCUACUCCUCUGCCACUCCUGUUAUCCAUGAUUUCAGAUCGGGGUGAAGUUAACUUGAUAAACCCCUGUUUCACUGUUUGAUUUUUUAUUUUUUUUUGUAUUUGAAUGUAGUUGUUUUUAAAAUGUUGGGCUACAUUCAGUUUGCCCCAACAUGCACUGAACCACACUGUAGUUUCUCUGUAGCAGCAUAUUUGCUUUUACGUUUAAAUGUCUAAAUAGUUUUUCCACUUUAUAACCAAUGACUGCAGUAUUCUGUAGUGAGUUGCUGAAUGUGUACAUGUACACUGUGUAUAAAUGACUUCCUGCUGGGAGUGGGCAGGUCUCACUCCAGACAUCUGCUGCUGUACUUUGUUACAUUUAUUUAUGUCAUUGUAAAAUAAAUGAUGUCCCACCUUA